Molecule: messenger RNA, 720 nt
Organism: Thrips palmi
Lineage: Eukaryota; Metazoa; Arthropoda; Insecta; Thysanoptera; Thripidae
Gene: ND-B14.5B
Exons: 3
Coding region: 116-493 (125 amino acids)
Biological process (GO): mitochondrial electron transport, NADH to ubiquinone
Cellular component (GO): mitochondrial inner membrane
Source: RefSeq, a predicted model, not a curated record
GUAGAGAGCCGAUGGUCUUCUGUCUUUGUGUCUGCUAGAAGGGCCCGUGUCCCUGAUGUGAUAGGUUAGGGAGCAAUUUAGGUUCGAAAAUCGGUUCAGUCUCAAGGUUUUCACCAUGACGUACGUCGAUUUUCCCAUCAACAGCCAUCUAGAAAGGUUGGCUUAUGAUGAGGUUCGAGAAAAUCCAUCCCUUUUCUCGGAUACUUGGAUGUCCAUUCUCGGCGGUACCUUUGGGUUCUUUGGAGUGAUGAGUUACAACGUUGCUCGUUUUAAACCAGCUUACACAGGUGUCUGGAGGUAUCCAAUUGCUAUGGCUGCUGGUGUCUAUGCUGGUCUCAUUAUACGUGACUGGAGACGUGAAAAAGUCCGUACCAAGUGGGCCAAGAUCAAGCAUUACAUUGAACUUCACCCAGAAGACUUCCCUCCCUACCCUGCUCGCACCAAGAUUGGUGAUACUCUGUCUCCAUGGGUUCCUAUGCGUACUGGAUGGUAGAUCAUUUGAAACUCAAGCAAAUUGGUUGUAGCAGGACUUCUAGAAGUUUAAAAGAACUUGAAUUGGUGUAAAUUUAUGCUUAGGAAAUUUAAACUUUAUAAGUUCUAUCAUUGAACAUGUACACACCGCUGACACCACUGUGAGUACAAAUCAGCAAUAUGUUUGCUUCUGCAUUGUGAAUAUGAAUUUUAUAAAAGUGUACAGUAAAACUUUGUCUUAAGUAAUCA